GGGGGGGAAAUGAUUUCCAUGUAAAUAUAGGAAAUUUCUGCAGGGGAGGGGAGAAAAAAGGGCCCCAGCUACUGGUAUGUAAGGAACCUGUUAACAGGAAGUAUUGGGAUGUGAUAGAUAGAUAGAUAGAUAGAUAGAUAGAUAGAUAGAUAGAUAGAGGAGUGGGAGGAAAAGAAGGAAGGACGGGAUAAAUAAGGUAGCUGGGGAGGAAAGGAUAGAUAGAUAGAUAGAUAGAUAGAUAGAUAGAUAGAUAGAUAGAUAGAUAGAUAGAUAGGGAGAUUGAUGGAUAGAUAGGGAGAUGGAUGGAUGGAUAAGGGAUGGAAAGUAGGAGGAAAAGAAGGAAAGAGGAAAGGAAGGAAAAGAUAAAUAAGGUAGUUGGAGAGAAAAUGAGAGAGAUAGAUCUUAAUUCUCUAUUGGGGUGGGAAACCACAGAUGGAAACAGAAAAAAAAUAAUCUUUUUUUCACGUCUCCCUGUUAGAGAGGCCGUGAAUGGCUUUGGAUGCUGUACUGUAUUAGAACUGUCUUUAUUUGUGUUUGGUAAUGUGACUUUUUUUGGGGGGGGGGACAUAUUUCCCCCCCCCCUUUUAUUCCUCUUGGUUGCCUCAGAGAUCAGAGAAGGAAGGGCUUGUGGCAGGAAACACAUGGAGGAAGAUGAAGCAGGGAAAUUUCAGAACGAGGCUGUUUGCUUUGGGGAAAAUUUGGAGUUUACAUUGGAUCAGAACUGAAGGGAGGGAGAUGUUUUUCUGGAGACGUUAAUUCAACUUUAUCGUAGGCCAAAUUCUGUCAUUGUAGGAAGAAUAAUGAACCAUCCUGGUUCUGAACGAGGCCCUAAAGGCUAUUUAGAGGAGUAUGGUUUAUAAGGCAAGAAAAUGGUUCCUUGUGAUGAUGCAGUUAUUUCUAAUGUUUUGUUCUCUCUCUCAUCACCCUCCCUUCAUUCUUUCUGGGUAACACAUUGAGGUUGUGGUUUAUAUUACAGGAACCCAACUACACCCCAAAGGUCGCUGUUUUGAAUGGUUUCUGGCACGUUGUGUGAACCAAAUCAGGGUUGGAAUUGGUAACGCUAAGAUUCCUCAUGAAGGGCGAAACCCCCGUCAACAGCACAAUGAGCAUUGGCCAAGCCCGCAAGAUGGUGGAGCAGCUGAAGAUUGAGGCCAGCAUGUGCAGAAUAAAGGUGUCCAAAGCGGCCGCCGAUUUGAUGACCUAUUGUGAUGCCCACAUCUGCGAGGAUCCUCUCAUUAGCCCCGUGCCCACCUCGGAAAACCCCUUCCGGGAAAAGAAAUUCUUCUGCGCCCUGCUUUGAACUAUAUUUGCUCCCACCCACCCACCCCUCAUCCCCGACGCUGGGUUGUGUGUCCUUUUCCUUCACCCCCCCCCCUGCCCAUACUCAUCAGGCUGUAUGGAGUUGGGUUAAUGCAGAAUCCUUGGCCUUCAAGCUCCUAUCACUGGGGGCAGAGAAGAGGGGAGGGGGGGGUGUCUUCAGGGCAGAUCUAUUUUCUCCUGCAGAGACCCCCAACUCUUGAUUUUCCAAAAUGCUUCCAAAAUCAAGAAGCAGAUUCCCUAAUACAGAACAUCAGUGCCUCUUUAACAGCUCUAAGUCAGCAGCCACAGUUCCCCCUCCAGAUGGGGAGCUGUGCUUUGCUUGGUGGGGUAGACAAAGCAGGCAGCAAGAAUUGCAUCCACAGGCCCCUGGAUCUAACCUGGGGGGGGGGUCGUUCCGGUAUUGAUACCCAGCAUCGUUCCCACCAACUUCACCAUGGCUAAAAUUUAGCUCCGAAUCAAGGUUACUGAAGCCAGCCCUCUCUUCCUCCUCCUCCCCCCCAGGAAAGGCAGGUUUCCACAACAGGCCGAUGGUUCUUCUCACAACGUUUCACCUGUUCUGUAUGCCAGAGAGCACGGAAAGUUAAUAAAAUUUAUUGGAGUCCGUUA
Messenger RNA from Crotalus tigris (Tiger rattlesnake), 1926 nucleotides. RefSeq names its product G protein subunit gamma 3 (gene GNG3). The coding region runs from base 1073 to 1300 and encodes 75 amino acids. NCBI's taxonomy places the organism in Eukaryota, Metazoa, Chordata, Lepidosauria, Squamata, Viperidae. Gene Ontology annotation, biological process: G protein-coupled receptor signaling pathway. Gene Ontology annotation, molecular function: G-protein beta-subunit binding. Gene Ontology annotation, cellular component: heterotrimeric G-protein complex. The record is from RefSeq and is a predicted model, not a curated record. The transcript has 3 exons.